Messenger RNA from Acanthoscelides obtectus, 1008 nucleotides. Lineage: Eukaryota; Metazoa; Arthropoda; Insecta; Coleoptera; Chrysomelidae. The record is from the annotation of a GenBank genome assembly.
AUGUUUACAAUAAAAAAGAUCAGAAAAAUUCCUGCGGGCGCCCAUGACGAAUCGCUGCUCACGGCAAGCAUGGCGAUAAUGAGGUGUCAGAUCCUCUCCGACGACUACCGUAAGAUCGUUCGCCUAUUCCGAAAGGAAGAAGUGCCCCAUCACACUUUUCCUUUCCCUUCGGAACGGAACAUCCAUGCGGUGGUUCGAGGAGUUCCCGUCAACUUUUCGGAUACUGAGAUUAAUGGAGAACUGGAGCAGAGAGGAUAUAGCCCUCUUCACAUCAUUCGAUUGAAGCGCAGCGGCGGCGCGCCCAUGCCUUUGGUGGUCGUGAUACUGCCCAAGACUGAUAAGUCUCAGCAAGUGUUCAACGAACACGAACUGCUGGGACUGGCCAUUCGAGUUGAGAUUCAGAAGAACUCCAGACUCAUUGGGCAGUGUCACCGCUGCCCAAAGUAUGGGCAUGCGCAGUCAUAUUGCACUGCACCGCCCAAAUGCUUAAAAUGUGCAAAGGAUCAGAUGACGCAUUUGUGCCCCCUCACAGAAGAGGAAGAACGCAAGACUGGAAAGAGCAGAGAUGAAGAGAUUGCAGAGAAAAUUAAUAAUACACAAAAGUUGAGGAUAAAAAGUACAGACAAAUCAAACUCUCAUGUGUUGAAGAGCAUUGAUCCAGCGAAGUCAAAUAUCUGUGUGCACUCUGUGAAGAGGGUGAAUAAUGGUGUCAUUCUUAGCUGCGAAAAUGAAGCAUCAUUGUCCAAGCUGAAGGCGAGUAUACAGGAAGAACUCGGUAGGAACUUCACUGUCAAUGACAUCAAGAAGUAUCGCCCUCGCAUGGUGAUAAAUAAUGUAGAACGCGCCUACACAAAGUCUGAGGGAUUCAUCGAGAGGAUCUUGUCCCAGAAUGAAUAUGGUAUUUUCAGUAGUGAUGAUAUAAAAGCUGUAGCCACUUUCACAUGUUCCGAAUCUACUUUAAAUGUUGUCAUUGAGGUGGUGGAAGAAACUCGUUGUCUAGUAAUCUAA